AUGAUAUAACAAUAAUAAUCACCUUAUUGGUCUAAAAUAUUGGAGAAUUAAUUAUAGGAGAAACAACAAUAUGAUAAUUAAUUCAAAUAUGAUCAAGAAUUAAGGAAGCAGAGAUACAAAUAAGAAUUAUAAACUGAUAUGAUGCUUCAUUAAUAGAAGAAAUAAGUUUAACAAAAUUAAAAUCAAUAACUGGAAUCCAUAAUGUUAGAGACUUUGAGAUAGAGAGAAUCUAAAAAGUUAAAGGAAAUGGAAGAAAGAAAAAUUAAGUAAAUUUAAACCAGUUUAGACAACCUCAAUAAUUUAAUGAUUAAAAAGAAAAUGAAUAUGGAGAGAUCUUAUAACAAUUAAUUAAUGGAUAAAGAAUUCAUUAGAUAAGAAUAAAUUAAAGAAUUGAAAAGUGUUGAGGAAAGGAAAUUUAAAAAAGAAGAAGAAGCUAAAUUAUUGAAAUUAACUUAUGAUGAUAUGAUCAAUAAUAAAAGAAUAUUAAGAUAAGAGUAAUAGUAAAAAACAUUAUAAUCUAUUCCAACUUUAACAUUAGAAUAAAAUAGAGCAAAAAUAGAUACAAAGAAGUAUCAAGAAGAAUUACAAAAACAACUUUAAUAAAAAUAACUUUAAUUGGAAGAGUUGAGAAUUAAAAAAAUAGAAGAAAGAUAACGAGUAGAGUAGAAAAUAGAAUUUGAAAAAUAAAAAAUGGUAGAAAAUAAACUUAAAAAUUAUUAAGCAUAUAAACAAUAUGAGACUGAAAAUUAUGAAUUAUUGUAAGAUAAAAAAAACUAAUAGUAAUACUAAAACGAUCCUCAAGAAUUAAAACUAUUAUAAAGUUCAUCUUAAAAUAAAUUACCACGAAUUUAUUAAGACAAUUAUUAACCUUAAGAAAGAAAAAAAUAAUUGGAAUUGCUUGAUAGGGAUUUACUAAAGUAUCAAUUAUUAUAGUAAUAAUAAAAAAUAAUUGAGAAUAAUCACAAUGCCAUUAAUUCAAUUUAAUUAAAUUAAAAAGAUGGAACAAAAUCUGAAACUUCAAAAAUCACUAAAUAAUCAAAAAAAACUAUCAAUUCUUUAGAUUAAUAAGUUCCAAAUCAAUUAUAAUAGCAAGUUUUUGUACCUACUCCAUCUUAGAAAUAUAGGAAUUCUAAAAGAAUUUCUGAAAAUCCAAUUGGUUAUAUGAAUUAAAAAUAUGUUCCAAAAAAACGAAGUUUUAAUAUAGUGACAGGAAUUAUAACUUAAAAUUGA
Paramecium sonneborni is the source of this 1230-nucleotide messenger RNA. The record is from the annotation of a GenBank genome assembly. NCBI's taxonomy places the organism in Eukaryota, Ciliophora, Oligohymenophorea, Peniculida, Parameciidae.